CACAAUUUUCCGCCUUUGUGCUUUGCCAAUCCAUUCGUCGGAUAGUCUAUACUCUAAACCCCUCUCUGAAUCGGAUGGGCUGUAACGGCCAUUUAUCUCUCCUCCGCUAUCGCCACCGUGCACGGUGGUUCAAAAUCCUAACCAUUACUCAGUCGAAGCUCUGAACUUGCGGUUGCGGAGUAUCUUCUAUUCGUUUUUCUGUAUUAUCUGUUUGGCCUAUUGACUCAAUGAACGAACCAAGACUGCAGAACCCUAGAGCGGCCAUUGGAGGCAGCUUCGCUAGCUCUAAGCAAAUGUCAAACGAUACAUCUGCGGGAGCUUCAAAGUCCGCGCCGACCUCAAUACUCGACCGGUUUAAGACCAUGUUGAAGGAGCCAGAUGAGGAGGUUAGGGUUUCUUUGGAAGAUGGUGGUAUUUCGCCUUCCACUAUGGAUAUGGUUGUGAGGCUUUAUGAGAUUGUGUUGUCGGAAUUAACUUUCAAUUCGAAGCCUAUCAUCACUGAACUAACCAUAAUUGCUGGGGAGCAGAGAGAGCACGGCCAGGGCAUUGCGAAUGCAAUCUGUGCUCGUAUUCUGGAGGCCCCAGUUGAGCAUAAAUUGCCAUCUCUUUACCUUCUUGACAGUAUUGUAAAGAAUAUAGGCAGGGAAUAUAUAAGGCACUUCUCUGCCCGUUUGCCUGAGGUGUUUUGUGAGGCCUACAGACAAGUCCAGCCCAACAUGUUUGCUGCCCUGCGCCACCUAUUUGGUACCUGGUCAACAGUUUUCCCAUCAUCUGUUCUCCGCAAGAUUGAGGCUUGCCUCCAGUUUUCCCCAUCCACAAGCCAUCAAUCUUCUGGCUUGACCAACUUGAGAGCUUCUGAAUCUCCUCGGCCAGGUCAUGGAAUACAUGUAAAUCCAAAAUAUUUAGAAGCGAGAAGACAAUUAGUAGGGCAUUCAACUAUAAAUGCUGUAGGAGCUGAAAAGUUGAGCUCUACUGGUCGUGCCGGACUUAUAUCUUCUGACAUAGAUGCUGUAAAAUUGCUUCCUACUGCAGCUGCAAGGACUGUACGGCCAUCUUCUCCUUUUGGUGUGGGACGAGCAAGGUCACUCUCACCACCAGUUGAUGAUUUUGCUGUAGAAAGUUCUCCACAAAUUUCUGAAAGGCCAUCACCAUCUCAUUCUAGAAUAGAUUAUGGGCUUAAUGGAGUAAUGGCCGGAGAUGAUGAGACAAUUGACUGGCACAGAAAUCUUUUACAUGAUGAUAGCAGUCAGAGGUUGGAAAACUCUGUUGCAUAUAGUGUCAAAAAAGGAAUUGACCUUCAAGGACCUAGAGCUCUGAUUGAUGCAUAUGGAAUAGAUGAAAGGGAAAAAGCAUUUAAUUAUCAUCAUCAUAAGCUUGGUCAGCCAGAUGCAAAUGGUAUCGGCAAAAGGGUAGGUGUUAAAACAUGGCAAAAUACUGAAGAGGAAGAAUUUAAUUGGGAAGACAUGAGUCCAACACUUGGAGAUCCUAGUCGGCGUAAUGAUUUUUCAUCAUCUAUGCCACCAUCUAGGAGAUUUAUAACCGGACCCUCUGUUGGUUCUCUUCAAGCCAUAUCUGCUAUCAAUGAUUCCAGAAGGAGCUUAUCAGAUCAGGCCCAGCAUUCUUUAGUUAAGUCUGGACGAGGGAUAACUAGUAAGAUUCCAGGAUUCUAUGAGGAGGCAUCUCUUAUUUCAGCUCCAAGUUAUAGUCAAGAACCUCAGUUUCUGCCACAAGAUUUCCCACAGCAAUCCCAUCACCGUAUUAGGGUUGAAGGAGGUGGAAGAGCUCCCUCAAUGCUUUCAGGAACCGGACUUUCAACGAAAGUGGGUGAGCAAAAGCUUCAUUUAGUUGGAAAUUUAACAACUGCAAAUGGAAAAUUUUGGAGGCCCCCAAGUGUUGCUUCAAGAGUGAAUCCUGGUUUUAACUCUUCAGUUCAGGAUGUUCAAGCAGUUAACACAGGGCUUUCAACUGGUGCAUGGCCCACAAUAAGCAUGCACAAUCUGCCUCGUUUCCCUGUUCAACAUCCUGGUGCAGUCCCAUUAAAUCAUCAAAGGUCUGGACAAAUGUCUCUAUCACAACCACAGUUGCCGUGUCAUGAUGUUCUACAGAAUAAGGUUCCACCAGCUGCAAUUGCAGUUCCAACUCAUACUCUAAUGCCACCAUCGAAUUAUGGCUACACUCCACAAGGUCAAGGUGUAUCUGGUGUGCAAUCUACUCUGCCUAUGGUGAAUAUCCCAAAUACAUCUUUGCAGUUCACUGGAGCAGCCUUGGCACCCAUAGCUAGAGUUCCAACUCCUGCUGCACCUCAAAUGAUGCCUACACUUCAACCUUCUGGUCAAGGCACUCAAAGUGCUCCCCAAGGUGGUACUUUUUCCAAUUUGAUCAACACUUUGAUGGCUCAAGGUUUGAUUUCAUUAUCAAAUCAAGCUCCUCCAGAGGACUCUGUGGGCACUGAGUUCAAUAUGGAACUCCUAAAGGAGCGUCAUGAGUCAACAAUAACUGCUCUAUACUCUGCCCUUCCUAGGCAGUGCAAAACAUGUGGUCUUCGAUUCAAAUCCCAAGAUGCUCAUAGCAGUCACAUGGAUUGGCAUGUAACCAAGAACCGGCUAUCUAAAAACCGCAAGCAUAAUCCUUCUCGUAAGUGGUUUGUAAGUCUUAGUAUGUGGCUGAGUAGUGCAGAGGCAUUGGGCACCGAUGCAGUUCCUGGAUUUCUACCUCUUGAAGAUGUUGUGGAGAAGAAGGAUGAUGAUGAACUAGCUGUUCCUGCAGAUGAUGAGCAGAAUGCUUGUGCUUUAUGUGGUGAGCCUUUUGAUGAUUUUUAUAGUGAUGAGACUGAGGAAUGGAUGUACAGAGGGGCUGUCUACAUGAAUGCACCAACUGGGUCAACAACUGGGAUGGAUAGGUCUCAAUUAGGUCCCAUUGUGCAUGCAAAAUGCCGGUCCGAGUCUAGUAGCAGUUGCAUUGAGGCUUCGAAAAAACAUGAUGAGGGUUAUACAGAUGAUGGAGGUCUGAGGAAACGAAUGCGCAGUUAGCUUAUUUAGAUCAGCUUGUAGGUGAUUUGUAAUUUUAUCUGAGGGUCCAUAAUUGGUGGUUAACAUGCCUGCCUGAUUCAUGUACUUGUACAUAUCAGAUUUUCUUGCACAAAAAGGUUACAAAAUAGAUUUGCAACA
Messenger RNA from Ipomoea nil (Japanese morning glory), 3167 nucleotides. RefSeq names its product polyadenylation and cleavage factor homolog 4-like. The record is from RefSeq and is a predicted model, not a curated record. Gene Ontology annotation, cellular component: mRNA cleavage factor complex; cytoplasm. Gene Ontology annotation, biological process: termination of RNA polymerase II transcription. Gene Ontology annotation, molecular function: mRNA binding; RNA polymerase II complex binding. Bases 228 to 3029 code for a protein of 933 amino acids. NCBI's taxonomy places the organism in Eukaryota, Viridiplantae, Streptophyta, Magnoliopsida, Solanales, Convolvulaceae. The transcript has 7 exons.